Caenorhabditis bovis is the source of this 453-nucleotide messenger RNA. The record is from the annotation of a GenBank genome assembly. NCBI's taxonomy places the organism in Eukaryota, Metazoa, Nematoda, Chromadorea, Rhabditida, Rhabditidae.
AUGGAAUCGUCAUCGGCGUUUAAUCUUCGAUCUGAGCUUGAUGGAUUCAACUCGUCACACAUAGUCGGACCGGCCAACAAUCUCAAUGAUAUGUGGUUCUUCCCAACCGAAAAACUUGUCUUCAAUGCUCCGUUCGAUUUUGACAAUCUCACGUAUCACAUGAAAAUCAUUAACAACAGCUAUCAUCGAAUUGCGUAUGCGGUGAAGGGAAACGCGGUGCCACGUGUCAUGGCGAAUCCGCCGUUCGGAGUUCUUGAGGUUAAAGAGAGUCGAUUGAUUGCUGUCACUGUUCAGAAAUUCAACUGGAAUGACACUGAUUUUGAAAAGGAUCGAUUGGCUUUUGAUUAUGUGAUUUUGCCAGACACGAACAAGGAAAAGAACUUUUCGUUCAAAAUGUUGCAGCAGAGCACAACAAAACGCAGGAAAAAUAUUCGCAUUAUGUACAAUCCUUAA